This is a messenger RNA of Homalodisca vitripennis (glassy-winged sharpshooter), 1404 nucleotides long. RefSeq names its product COMM domain-containing protein 10-like. The record is from RefSeq and is a predicted model, not a curated record. Lineage: Eukaryota; Metazoa; Arthropoda; Insecta; Hemiptera; Cicadellidae. The transcript is spliced from 4 exons. The coding region runs from base 201 to 806 and encodes 201 amino acids.
AACUAUCUUUUAAGUGUUUGUUUACUAAUAAAAACUAACCUGUAUUAUAUGUGUGCUGUGUAGUAGGGUAUAUGAUUUAUUUUUAAAGCGGUUUGUCCAGUUUAUUUAUGAAGAAAUUGGUUAUAACAGCUCACGAUAAGACUAAAUACUAGGAAUUAUCUGUUUUUUGGUUAAUGUGUAUGGUUUAGACAAGUUCCACAAUGUCAUCUCUAUUUGGUUCGUCUAUCACUCCCGGACUACAAUUAGGGAUAGAUGUUAUCAACACUGUAGAUUCUCAGAAAUUCCCUCUGGUACUGAAUAGAGUUGCUCAAUGUAUCCAAACCAAAUCAGAUGACUUGAAGCCAUUUUCUACUGAAGAGGUGGAAAGAUUGUCUACAACCCUUUCUAUCAGCCAAUCAGAGCUACAGUUGAUGUUAGAUUGUUCAACAUUGAUAUUGAAACAGGCAGCGUUCAACGUAACCAAGCCAGCAGUGUUACAGCAGCAGUUGUCUGAACACUGGAAACUGAACGAGGACAAGGUAGACGCAUUUGUGUCCACAUGGACGAAUCAAGCGAAGAACAUUGUUGGAGCCAUCAAACAGAAAUCCAUCCAUCCAAAACAGGUGGAGGGGGUGAGUUGGUUGCUGAACACGGCGGUAUCAAGUGAUACAGGGCUGCUGCUGGAACCUCGUGCCGUAGUGGAACUAAAGUUGAGACAGUCUGAUAGUGGCAAGGGAAACCUUAGACUUGACUUGGACCAAUCACAGUUGCAGAGAUUUUAUGAGACCUUGGAGACCAUCCAGUCCAGCCUAGACAACUUGCGAUGACAGAGCAACGUUAAAACAGUGGACAUUGUUUUCACUUUGUUAUUAUUCUUUUUUAAUGUUGUCUUUAUGUGUGUAUUGCAUACAUAGUAUUGUUAUUAAAUUUUGAGGUAUUUAAUACCCGUUAGAAAUAAAGAAAACUGGUUGGAUUAUCUUCUCUGUGUAAAAAUUAUUUUGGUAUUAUUGUGAGGAAAUAAUAUAAUUUAAUUUAGAUUUUAAAUUAGAAUUCGCUUUAUGAACUUUUACAAUUUUAUACGUUUCGGAGCUCUCUUUUUCCAUGAUACAAGUAUAAUUAAUAGAUACAAAUAAAGUAAAUGAACGAACAAUAUUUUUAAAGCAGUAAUUUUUCGGGUAAAGCAUUAUUCUAUAAAAGUUAUAUUACAUUAUUCUGUAAUUUUUAUCAUAAUAUAAAACGUGUUUAGUAUAAAAAAAAAUGUUGUAAAAAUACUUUUUCUUGGAUUAAAAAAAAUAAAUGUCAAGGUUUAUUGGCUACGUAAGCUAAGCAACAUAAUCUUAUUAUUUUAUAAUAUCUUUUCUAGGGAGAAGUGAUAUUCAUCUUUUGUUGUAAAAUAUCUUUAAAUAUAUUAUUAUUAAAAAUCAA